AUGCGUGGACCUCUCUACGAGAGAGUUAUAGGUACCAUCGUAAGCAGGCUUCUCUACGAUUCCAAAAAAGUGGUGCAGAUGGCAGGAAAGAAGUUCCAAUUUUUUAAAACAUUCGACACAAAUUUCACCGAAGACGACGAGUCCAUUGAUUUUCUCGACGAUGAAGUCUCAAGAAGUUCUGCAUCAACGCCGAAAAGCAAUUAUGACUAUAAACAAAAGGCGAAACCGGGCAAGGGAAAACCGAAGACGAAUGAAAACAUGGCUCUAGUGGAAAUGCUCGGCGGGUACUUGAAGGAAUCAAAGGAAACUAUUGAUACACAGAUCAACCUACAAAAUCAGAGGGUUCUUUCACCAUUCGCAUCCGCACUUGGCUACUGGGACAGCCUAUUGAACAACAUGCCAUAUCAACAGGCCCAGCUAACCGUAAGUAAGGCUAGCACUUUGAUUCACGAGGAAUCCCUGAAAGCAUUAAACAAGGAGUAA
This is a messenger RNA of Drosophila suzukii, 483 nucleotides long. NCBI's taxonomy places the organism in Eukaryota, Metazoa, Arthropoda, Insecta, Diptera, Drosophilidae. The record is from RefSeq and is a predicted model, not a curated record.